CAGCAAGAGGCACUGGGAGAGAGCGAGAGGGCUGGGAGCCCAGCAAAUGCAGCAACAGCAGAAGGGAGACUGAAGAGACGCUACUCCAACUGUUGAUUGAAUUCGUCUUAUUAUUAUUAAUUUUAAUUUUCUUCACUCACUCGAUUUCGGAGAUGGAUUUAUUUUCUCUGAAAUCAGAACAUCUUUUGCAUGCUGUUGGCUGAUCCUGAUGAAUGCCUGAUUGAAAGAGGCCACCCACCCAUAACAGAGAGGGGGGAAAUCCCCACUACAACAGAUUGCAGAAUUAACUAUGCACAUUGGGUCUGGACUUUUAUGAAUAGAGGACAAUUGGGGGGAACAUACCGAACUGAGAGCCGAGACUGAGCUGUGGAGAGUUACUGGAAACCUACUAUAUAAUUUUUUUUUAUUUCCCCCCAAAUCAGAAAGAUCUCGGGGUGGCUCACGCCUAAAAUAGAGGACAGAUUAAAAAAAAAAUACACCCAGCAAAGCAGACGCCUUCUCGGUGCUGUGGAUAACAGCCUUGUUUUCCUGAUCCUCAGCCUCCCGGAGAAAGAGGUAUAGUAAAAGUGCAGCUGGAUUCAACACCCCCUCCCUUUCUCCUUUUUCUUCUUCUUCAAAACAUGAUUCUGAUUUUUCUAUCUAUAGAGUGAGUCAGAGAAGUGUUAGGAAGAAGCUGCAACUAAUGUCUGUGAAGGGAGGAACAUGAGGCGAUAGUGAAUGCGAUUUGUUCCGCUGGAUCUGACUCAUCUAGCAGAUCGGAACACCUGAAUUUCUGGAUGUGUCAUUCACUUAUUUUGGGGGUGUUUUAAGAACCUGAAAUUAAAAAAUAAAACACUUCUAUCUAUUAGCCCCUCGAGAGGUAAAUCGUCCUGACUUGGCUUACUGCUGCUGUUGCUACUCCCCAUACCAAGAUGUCCAGAAAGACUGUUUGAGCUUGAGACUGCAGAAUGCAUUACACCAGACAUUAAUUUGUAUUUGUUUAAUCCAUUCCCCUUCAAAACAAAACAAACAAACAAAAAAAAGGACAUACUUUGCUCGCUUAAAAUAUUUACCACUUUUAUUCAUCGCCAAGAUUUUCUUUUCUAAAUGAAGAGGAUUGGGAGGCGGCAGUGCCAUUGGAAGGAGAUGCUGAAUAGAAAGAAAAAAGAAGCACUUGACAGCACAGCCCUGUGAAUGCAGAAACUGUUUCCCUUUUAGCCACAGAGUGUAUGUAUGUGUGUGAGUACUGGGUGGAUUUUCUUGCUUUUCCUUUUUCUUUUUUUCCCUCCCCCAAUUCUGAACAUUCAACCAUGGGUUGCCUGUUGAUUUCCUUUCUAUCGGAGAGGAAAGCAAACUGGAAUUAAACUGCAUAGAGCAAAGUGCUGUUCCUUGAGAGGAUGUGGUGGUGGCGGCUGCUACUGGCCUGUCUUAGAGAAAUCCAAGAGUGUAUAUGCGAAUGAACAUAGACUGAGAUUUUUUUUUGUUUCCUGUACACACAUACGCAUACACUGCUGCUGCUGAUCUGGUUGGGGGUUUCCUGGUUUCGAGAGAGCAUUUUUCAAGACGAGAGGGCGGAGGCUGGUAAAGGCAGGAAACUACAAAUCCGGACACUAGUUCUUUGCUCUGCAUUCCCCUCCUCCCCUCCUCCCUGGGGUUGCUUGGAAAGGAAAGGGAGAACUACGCCUGCCAGCGAGAUGCAGUCCGCCGCUGCCGCCGCCGCCGCCGCUGCAAGCAAUGCAAGAUUAGAUCUCUAAAUGCAGCAAAACACUCCCUGAAAACCAACAAGCCCGCGGGGCCACCAGACAUUUCUCUGUACACAAGGGAGGGCUUCAAAUCUAUUUCCGAGACUCGUCUGUUUCCUUUCCCUUAUCCCCGUCAAUCUCAUCGCGGGAGAUGAGUAACAAGUAAGGAUUUCACUUUACAAGCCUGCUUAGAGACACACCUCCCCGCUCUCUUUAUCUCCCUCCGCCUCUAUUUUUAAUAGUAUUUCGGAGACUGCGUGUGAGAGUGGCUUUUCAGCGCACUGGUGGAGGGGGGGGAAAGAAAAGAAAAGAAAAACCCUGCGUAUUUCUAAAACCUAUUAUCGCCGCCUCCUCCCUCUCCCCCUCCCCCAGCCCCGGACGAUUUUUUCUUAUCAUCCACUUCAUCAGUGAAGUUUGUGGAUCCUGAACUAGAGCUGGGGUUUUCCUGUAGAUACGAAGCACUUGUUUUACCCCUGCGCUAGGAAGCUGCUUUUAUUUUCACUCAGUGACCCUUAAGCUACGGUCCAUUUGCUGCUCCUCGCUCUGGGCAGAUGCUGUAGCUCAACAGGUUCAAGGAACUUGGGGAAGAAACAAGAAGAGCCUGAAUCAAAAAGCAGCUAGAGGGAGAAGAGAGACAGACCCUGUCUCACGCACGCACACAUAGGAGCACACACACAGAGCCCUGUUGUGUUGUACGCUCGCGGCACACAGACACGCACAGUCCUGCAGCUCCUGCCCCCACCCCGUUGGUCUGGGAUGUACCUUUCCAUCUGUUGCUGCUUCUUGCUCUGGGCUCCCGCCCUCACGCUCAAGAACCUCAACUACUCGGUGCCGGAGGAGCAAGGGGCCGGUACCGUGAUCGGCAACAUCGGGAAAGAUGCGAGGCUGCCGCAGCAGGGGCUUCUGCCCCCAGAGCGAGGCGGCGGCGGCGGUGUCAGCAUCGGAGCCGGGCGCGGCAAAUCGGGCAGCUACCGCGUUCUGGAGAACUCGGCGCCGCACUUACUGGACGUGGACGCUGACAGCGGGCUCCUCUACACCAAGCAGCGCAUUGACCGCGAGUCCCUCUGCCGCCACAAUGCCAAGUGCCAGCUCUCCCUAGAGGUCUUCGCCAACGACAAAGAGAUCUGCAUGAUCAAGGUGGAAAUCCAAGAUAUCAACGACAAUGCGCCCUCCUUCUCCUCCGACCAGAUUGAAAUGGACAUCUCAGAGAACGCCGCUCCAGGGACUCGCUUUCCACUCACCAGCGCCCACGACCCCGACGCCGGUGACAACGGGCUCCGCACUUACCUGCUCACCCGCGACGACCACGGCCUCUUCGCCGUGGACGUCAAGUCCCGCGGAGACGGCACCAAGUUCCCGGAGCUGGUGAUUCAGAAGGCGCUGGACCGUGAGCAGCAGAAUCACCACACCCUAGUGCUGACCGCCCUGGACGGCGGAGAACCUCCCCGUUCCGCCACCAUGCAGAUUAAUGUGAAGGUGAUCGACUCCAACGACAACAGCCCAGUCUUCGAAGCCCCCUCCUACCUGGUGGAGGUGCCCGAGAAUUCCCCUCUGGGCACCGUGGUUAUUGACCUCAAUGCUACAGACGCGGAUGAGGGCCAGAACGGCGAGGUGCUGUACUCCUUCAGUAGCUACGUGCCAGACCGGGUGCGGGAGCUCUUUUCCAUUGACCCCAAAACAGGACUGAUCCGCGUGAAGGGUAACCUAGACUAUGAAGAGAACAGCCUGGUGGAGAUUGACGUACAGGCCCGAGACUUGGGGCCCAACCCCAUUCCGGCCCAUUGCAAGGUCACGGUCAAGCUGAUAGACCGCAACGACAAUGCGCCCUCCAUAGGCUUCGUCUCGGUGCGCCAGGGGGCGCUGAGCGAGGCCGCCCCACCGGGCACUGUCAUCGCCCUGGUGCGGGUCACUGACAGGGACUCCGGCAAGAACGGGCAGCUGCAGUGUCGCGUCCUGGGCGGAGGAGGGGCGGGAGGGGGACUUGCAGGGAGCGGGGCCGGAGGCCCAGUGCCCUUCAAACUGGAAGAGAACUAUGACAACUUCUAUACUGUGGUGACUGACCGGCCGCUGGACAGGGAGACCCAGGAUGAGUACAAUGUUACCAUCGUGGCCCGGGACGGAGGCUCUCCCUCUCUCAACUCCACUAAGUCAUUCUCUGUGAAAAUCCUGGACGAGAAUGACAACCCGCCCCGUUUCACCAAGGGGCUUUACGUACUGCAGGUACAUGAGAAUAACAUCCCGGGUGAGUACCUGGGUUCUGUGCUGGCACACGAUCCCGACCUGGGCCAAAACGGCACCGUUUCCUACUCCAUAAUACCCUCGCACAUCGGGGACGUGUCCAUCUAUACCUACGUGUCUGUGAACCCCACGAACGGGGCCAUCUAUGCUUUGCGCUCCUUCAACUAUGAGCAAACCAAAGCCUUUGAGUUCAAAGUACUAGCUAAGGACUCAGGCGCCCCGGCUCACUUAGAGAGCAAUGCCACGGUGCGAGUGACUGUUAUGGACGUGAACGACAACGCACCUGUGAUUGUACUGCCCACCCUGCAAAACGACACAGCCGAGCUGCAGGUGCCCCGGAAUGCGGGCUUGGGCUAUCUAGUGAGCACUGUGCGGGCCCUGGACAACGACUUCGGGGAGAGCGGGAGGCUCACCUAUGAGAUUGUGGACGGCAAUGAGGACAACCUGUUCGAGAUCGACCCAUCCAGCGGCGAGAUCCGCACUCUGCACCCCUUCUGGGAAGACGUGACCCCCGUGGUGGAGCUAGUAGUGAAGGUAACGGAUCAUGGGAAGCCCACCCUCUCAGCCGUGGCUAAGCUCAUCAUCCGCUCGGUGAGCGGCUCUCUUCCAGAGGGUGUGCCCCGGGUGAACGGCGAGCAGCGCCGCUGGGACAUGUCCCUGCCACUGAUAGUCACUCUGAGCACCAUCUCCAUUAUCCUCCUAGCGGCCAUGAUCACCAUCGCGGUCAAGUGCAAGCGGGAGAACAAGGAGAUCCGUACUUACAACUGCCGCAUCGCAGAGUACAGCCACCCGCAGCUAGGCGGGGGUAAGGGCAAAAAGAAGAAGAUCAACAAGAACGAUAUCAUGUUAGUGCAGAGCGAGGUGGAGGAGAGGAAUGCCAUGAAUGUCAUGAAUGUGGUGAGCAGCCCCUCCCUGGCCACCUCCCCCAUGUACUUUGACUAUCAGACCCGCUUGCCCCUCAGCUCGCCCAGGUCUGAGGUGAUGUACCUGAAACCUGCCUCCAACAACCUGACUGUUCCUCAGGGGCAUGGGGGCUGCCACACCAGCUUCACUGGACAAGGGACUAAUGCAACCGAGACCCCCUCCACUCGGAUGUCCAUAAUUCAGCCAGGAACACUAUUGAUGGUGGAAGGACGAUGUGAAGCAGCUCAGACAGACAAUUUUCCCGCAGAGCCCAAUUACAUGGGCAGCAGGCAGCAGUUUGUUCAAAGUAGCUCCACGUUCAAGGACCCAGAAAGAGCCAGCCUGAGAGACAGUGGGCAUGGGGACAGUGAUCAGGCUGACAGUGACCAAGACACUAACAAAGGUUCCUGCUGUGACAUGUCUGUUAGGGAGGCACUCAAGAUGAAAACUACUUCAACUAAAAGCCAACCACUUGAACAAGAACAAGAAGAGUGUGUUAAUUGUACAGAUGAAUGCCGAGUGCUUGGUCAUUCUGACAGGUGUUGGAUGCCACAGUUCCCUACAACCAAUCAGGCUGAAAAUGCAGAUUACCGCACAAAUCUCUUUGUACCCACAGUGGAAGCUAAUGUUGAGACUGAGACUUAUGAAACUGUGAAUCCCACUGGGAAAAAGACUUUUUGUACAUUUGGAAAAGACAAGAGAGAGCACACUAUUCUCAUUGCCAAUGUUAAACCUUAUUUAAAAGCCAAACGUGCCCUGAGCCCUCUUCUCCAAGAGGUCCCCUCAGCAUCAAGCAGCCCAACCAAGACAUGCAUCGAGCCUUGCACCUCAACUAAAGGACCGAUAGAUGGUUGUGACGCCAAACCAGGAACUCUGGCAGAAGCAAGCAACCAGUACCUGUCGCCUAGUAAACAGUCAAGAGACACUGUGUUCAUGGCCUCCGAUCAGAUGGCUAGGGUCUUUGCGGAUGUGCAUUCCCGAGUGAGUCGAGACUCCAAUGAGAUGGACUCUGUUCUUGAGCAGUUAGACCAUUCCAACCGGGAUCUAGGCAGAGAGUCAGUGGAUGCAGAGGAAGUUGUGAGAGAAAUUGAUAAGCUUUUACAAGAUUGCCGGGGAAGUGACCCUGUGGCUGUGAGAAAGUGAAAGAAAAAAAAAAAAAGCAUUGGCAUUUUCUUGCCUCUUCUGUUGAUUUAGAAACAAUCCCCCCUGGUUAUUACAGUUUGACAGGGAUGAAGGAAGACCAAUGCUGCUUUAAGGCUUUUAGUGAACAUCUGAAGUGCCCACAAGUAUGUUCUUUUCACUGCUGUUUCUUUUUCACAGAUAACACUGGUUUCAUUUUGACCAAACUUACACUAGGACAGAGUCAAGUAUGCUUAAAGAAGGACAGGAAAAAAAGAGAGAGGAGAAAAAGAGGGAGGGAGACACAUCUUUUGACAAUCUGUUAAGAACGUAUAAGAUGAGAGGAAUGAAAUCUUUCUGAUCCUUGUAAGACUGUCCUCCAUGGUUAAUGCUGACUUUACUGUUUACCUAUAACCCUGUGAAAAACAGGGUUGACAAAUUUUGAUGUGUGGUGGAUUUCCAGCAGUCAUCACAGGCCUCUACUGAAAGUCCUGAAAAGAUUUUUGCAGUAGUCCAAGCUGCGCCAAACAUUAACACACAUUUGUGGUAAACGUUUCUGUAUAAAGUUACCUGCCACACAUGAAUACACAAAGAACAUUCCAUAUCAUUAGUCAACAAAGCAUAUCCUGGUCAUUCGUAAUACACUUCCUGCCAUAUAAGAGUUAAGUGUAAAAAUGAUAUAGUCCAUUUUGUCCUGCACACACAUUUACUAUUUCACUUCAUUAAUGAAGAAAAUUUUUAAAGGUUUAAAUGCCUAUUUAGCAUUUUAGUGUCCAACAAACAUAUAAAUAAUGAUCAAUGUUUUAAACUUGAAAUAUAGUGAAGUUUUCAGAAAAAAAUAGUUACCAUUGGAUGGUACUAUACAAGAAAAUUAACAUUAUUAACACUUUUUUAUCCAUUUGUGGACACUAAAAUAGCUCAGGAAAGUGAAAAUGUCCUAGACAUACAUGAAUCACAUGACCAUUUAAAUGUGCAAAUGUAAGAAGAUUCAAUGUGUUUACAUCAAAUGACAUAUUUUUAUUGAUUUAUUUCAGAUUCAGUGCAUAUGAGCCAAAUUGUUGAGUGUAUAAGAGCUAUAUUGUGUAUUUUAUUAAAUUAAUAUAUAGUUGUGUUGCAAAAAUAUUUGGGCUUAUAUUGUAAAUGGCAAGUGUUGCCUCGGUAGCUGUCGAACUCUAUGAGUUUUGUUUUUUCCUGCUUCCUUUUCCCCGUGGAGUGUGGGAAGCAGUGCCUCAGAGCAAAGUCUCUUGUUUAAUGUAUGGUCUAGCAAGUACUACAGUACAUAAUCUGUUCAAAAUGUGUUUGAGGGAGCUGAUGGAGCUAACUGAAAAGGUCAGAAAAUACAUCCAUCAGUCAUGGUUAUGUGCAAGUCCUUGUAGAAGCUUCUUAUUGAAAAUUCAUGUUUAAUAACAAAAAUUACACUUGAACCAAUACCUGGAACUUCUUGGGUUCUUUCUCCCCUCACAACAAUACACUUAGCUUCUGUUUGUGUAGAUAUGAUGCCCCUGAUUGAUUGUUCUGAGUAUCUUAAGGACUUCAAGACUCAAGCUGCCAUUCUGUCUCCAAAGCAUGAGAGUGCUUUUGUGCAUGUCUAGGUACCAGCACUGUCUAUGCCCAUGUUUUUUUCCUAUGUGCUAUCUCAUAUAAUAUUACAGGCUUUUAAAACAGAUAGUAUUCUUUCUGAUUUGAAGAGCUCAUUUGCUCUCUUUGUCAGAGUAGCAUGAGAGUGACCAAUUCUUCUCUAUGUUUUCUUUCUAUUUUCUGCUGUGGAUUUUGGCAAACAUCAAAGUACUUACAAAUAAGAAUGGGAAACCCUCCAAUUUCAGAUGGUCAAAAAAUGAAAUUAACCCAUUCAGAGGAAUCAGGAGAUGAGAAAGUGCUUUGACUAUUUUUUUCCCUUGAGUUUUUAAAAUACCUGGCUUUUUACAAUUUCAUGACAGAAUAUCAGGAUCAUACCUUAAAAAAUGUUGUGGAGUUAGAUGAAAGCUAUUUGUGCACUGGAACAGAGAAAUACAAUAUUGUGAGAGUGGUGGAGAAAUCCGUGCCUUCCUUUCUGGUCACCAAGCCAGUGUAGAAACAAUAUAAAUGUAUUGAAGUCCUUACAUUAAUUUUUUUAGUGAUAUGAAUUCAGUUUUGCAAUUUCAGACCUCACAAAGUUCUAUUUAAGCUAUUUCCAUCAAUUUCAGAUGUGAUUUUUGGACAGUACCUCAUUGCAAAACUGUUUUCAGAGGGAAGAGUGAUCAAAUCUCAUCAGCCUUACAAUCUUACAAAGAAUUGUCUUUGGUUCCUGGUAAUAGCUUUUCCAAAGCACUGCUCUUGGUUUUUUAUUAUUCUGAAAUAUUUAAAUUAGAAAAAAAGACAAAACAAACCAACAAAAAAAAAACAAGGGAUCUUGUACAUGUUGAACCUAGCUGCUCUCUGUAUUUUGGACAAUUUAUGUAUCUGAAAUGUGUUGUCUCUGUUAUACAAUAUUAUUUUGCCAGGAGACUACAGGUUGAUUUAGCUUGAUAGCUGAAAUUUGAUGGAGAAGUGACUCUGCUAUUUAAUUCUACCAAGCACUGUCUCUCUUCUACUAGACACAGAGAUCUACACAGAAAAAAAAAAAAAAUCAAAGGUGGUUGUUUACAUGAAAUCAAGUGAGUGAAUAGGGUUCAUUUUUUUCAACACUCCUAACCCUGAAUAACCAGCUACAUCAUUCAUUGUAUGUGUCUGAAUAUGUUCAAAACAAAUGAACCGUGAAACAUGAGAUUUUAAGAAUUGGUUGUGCCAAUGUAAGAAGAAUUUACCUUUAGGCUCUCUGUCACUAGUGAUUUACUAGCUUUAGGUGUUUAACACAUUAUAUGUAUUUAGUAGUGAUUAUUUAUUUACUUGACUGAGGUAAUUCAGCACCCAUGACUCUGAGCUUUCUAGCUGAGUUGAGGGAAUCUUGCUUUUAUUCAUCUGGCCAGCAGCUACCUUUGUCAUAGACCUCUGGUGCUUUGCUUCCCAUGAAGCCAUUUGAGAUUGCCAACUUCACACUUUUGGAACAGCCUGUAUCAGCAGGCAAUGCAUGAUCAACCAGUGGAAUUUGAAGGGGCCUCACAUCAUGUAUAAAAUAGGAAAAAAGCUCACAUCCUCAAAUUAACCCCUCCAUACACACACACACAUGCAUACGUACAUACAUACAUUAAUUAGCUCAUUUCUCAGCUGCUAAAAACCGCAAUUUUCGAGGUCAAGCAGAAUAAAUGCAUUUUGUAGAAACUUUUGAAAGAUAAUGUUCCAACAGUUGUUUAUGGAUAAUAAUAUUGCCUACAAUACUGUUAUAAGGAAAGAGAAUCAGUGUUAUUUAGUUCUUUCUCAAAAUAAAUGCUAAAGGGGAAUCCAACAAUUUCAGAGAAUACUUUCAUAGCCUUGCUUUAGUGACUUCAGUGAACCUUAUUGUAGAUAGUAUGUUAAGGUUGACUCACCACACCGUAAAUUAACUGGAUUCAUGGUCAGAAAAUUGACUUUAUCUUGAUACCCCCAAUUAGCAGAGACCUUUUUAACUAUGAUGUGCCAUUAGAGCCUGUAGAUGGUGCCCAUUUAGAAAUGUGGCCAUAAAAAAAUCAUGUGAUGACUAGUAAUGGAGCAGGAUGCUUUAUUAAAACCAGCUUUAAAACUGAAUGUUGCUUAAUGGAGUAGAAGUUGCUGAGGUCAACAAGUAGUCUGAGGUCUGGCAUAAUAUACAUGCACUCAUUAUUGUCUAAUUACAUUCUUUUUGACAACAGACAGCAUUUAUCAGAGCAUUAAUUCAGAUGAGAGUUUUGGCUAUCGAGAUUUGUUGAUUUGAAACAUAAUUGAAUGAGACCUGAUUCAAGUCUUGAUUCCCCUGGCCCCAUUCUUCCACAGGUUGGCAGUUCCCAUCUAUCAGCUUCAUCAUCCCCAUAAAGUUCUGAGCUGCACCAAGGAAUUGGUGAACAAGGACAACAAAAGCAGCAUACAUUGUAUGGAUUAUCUCAACGCUAUUGUCUAAUGGCUGUGUUUAAUGUGACCUAUCUGGAAAAUGAGGACUACGAAUAAAAAGCAAUUACUAAUA
Messenger RNA from Trichosurus vulpecula (common brushtail), 10032 nucleotides. RefSeq names its product protocadherin 17 (gene PCDH17). The transcript is spliced from 5 exons. Gene Ontology annotation, biological process: homophilic cell-cell adhesion. Lineage: Eukaryota; Metazoa; Chordata; Mammalia; Diprotodontia; Phalangeridae. Gene Ontology annotation, cellular component: plasma membrane. Gene Ontology annotation, molecular function: calcium ion binding. The coding region runs from base 2478 to 6005 and encodes 1175 amino acids. The record is from RefSeq and is a predicted model, not a curated record.